Messenger RNA from Postia placenta MAD-698-R-SB12, 1746 nucleotides. RefSeq lists its product as hypothetical. The transcript has 11 exons. The record is from RefSeq and is a predicted model, not a curated record. NCBI's taxonomy places the organism in Eukaryota, Fungi, Basidiomycota, Agaricomycetes, Polyporales, Adustoporiaceae. Gene Ontology annotation, biological process: GPI anchor biosynthetic process. The coding region runs from base 1 to 1746 and encodes 581 amino acids. Gene Ontology annotation, cellular component: endoplasmic reticulum.
AUGCACGGUGACACUAUUCUGCAAAUGCCCACCGAUUUGCGCCCACCCACAUCGUCCUUCGAGCUCGUUCAUGAAGGCACCAGAAAGCGCAGGGGCCUUACGAGGCUCACCGUAGACAUACCAUCUUCAUAUAAACCUCAGGUUGAGAAUGAACCUCACCCACUGCCGAGAUGGAGAACGCCAGAGUUCAUCGCCUACAUUAUAAUAGUCUGCAUCGUUGUGCCAAUAAUGAUCUGGAUACCCAUUUCACUCAGCCACCCAUCACAUACUAACUAUCCGCUCUACCAGCGCCGACUGUCUAAAGGCUGGUUAUUCGGUCGCUCAGUGGAUAACAGUGAUGUACAAUACCGCUCGUUUCGUAACAACCUUCCAUCUCUCAUGCUUCUAUCUGGGGCUUUCUUCGGUUGCAAGCUACUCUAUACCCACAUUUCACGAAGGCUGACGUCUUUGUCUCCUAAUAAUUUACAUCUCGUUCCGUUCCUUUUCGCAUUUUCGUUGUUGAUGCUUGCGGGUCUUCAUGGCAUGAGCGCUGUCAAGGUCCUUGUCAUCCUCACACUCAACUAUGUGAUUGCGAAGUCAUGCCGUGGAUCAAAAUUGGGACCAGUCUUAACAUGGAUAUUCAAUGCCAUUGUCCUCUUCGCCAACGAACGCAAUGAGGGUUAUCGGUUUGCCGCUAUUCACCCGUCUCUUGAUGUUCUGGAUAAUAUAAAGGGUGUCUAUCCGCGGUGGCAUGUUAGCUUCAACAUCACAAUGCUACGUUUGGUCUCGUUCAAUAUGGACUACUACUGGGCAUGCAACAAGGCGGGCCCCGUUGAUGUGAACACCGCGUUGUCCGAAAAGCAGCGGCCCAGGAUCGCGCACUCGCUCAACACCUAUACCUAUAUGAACUAUAUUGCGUACGCGCUAUACGCGCCACUAUAUAUUGCUGGGCCGAUCAUGACAUUCAACGACUUCAUGUGGCAGCUCUCGCGACCAAUCGCUGUCCCCGUACGGACUACCAUCAGCUACCUGUUGCGCUUCGUUGUCUGCUUGCUUACCAUGGAGUUUAUCCUGCACUUCAUGUACGUUGUGGCCAUCAAAGACUCAAAGGCGUGGGGAGGCGAUACCCCUGCAGAGCUCAGUAUGAUUGGUUUCUGGAACCUAAUCAUCGUCUGGUUGAAGGCUCGUUUGCUGAUACCAUGGCGGUUCUUCCGCUUGUGGGCCCUCGCGGACGGCAUCGACCCCCCUGAAAAUAUGGUGCGGUGUAUGGCAAAUAAUUACUCGACUCUCGGGUUCUGGCGCAGCUGGCACCGCAGUUACAACCUGUGGAUCGUAAGGUACAUCUACAUCCCCCUCGGUGGCUCGAACAACGUUGUCUUCACGACAUUGCUGGUUUUCUCCUUCGUCGCCCUAUGGCACGACCUCUCGUUCAAGCUACUCGCGUGGGGAUGGCUAGUCAGCCUGUUUAUCUUGCCCGAACUGGUUGCCAGGCACCUUUUGCCCCCUAGGAAGUAUGGCACGCAAACGUGGUAUCGACACGUUUGCGCUAUCGGUGCCGUCUUCAGCAUCCUCAUGAUGAUGACCGCCAAUCUGGUGGGCUUCGUCAUCGGCACGGACGGCAUGAGCUUCAUGCUGCAGCAGCUGAUCAGCGGCUGGGAAGGUAUACGUUUCAUGGCCGUCGCGUGCGGGUGUCUAUUCGUUGCGGCACAGGUCAUGUUCGAAUACCGGGAAGAGGAGUUGCGGCAGGGCAUUGUCCGGCGUUGCUGA